AAAUUAUCAUAGUUAUACAGGUUAACAAUUUUGGAAAUCCCUUAAAUACACAAUGUGACAUAGGUGUGCACAAACCUUAAGAUAUGGCAAAUGAUGUCAAUGAACGAUAACGAUGAACCACUGACACCCUUGUAAACAUAGCAUUGGUAAUAUGAUAUGUCCAUUCUUAGUACUUGCGACGACGACGACUAUUUUUAAAUUUCCAGCAUGUAGAUUUUCAAACAGCCCUAAUCAUGUAACAGCCAAUGACCUGUUUAUAAGCAAUGAAUCUUUAUUCAAAGUAACCUGCAAUACUACAGGAUUUACCUCAGCCGUGAACUAUGAUUUGUUUCGCAUUUCAAACAGAACAGCCUUCAAUAUUACCAGUAAACGAUCGGAAAAUUCGAUAUCCGCAGAAGUUACAAGUCUUGUUGGCAAAAAUACAAUAGAAUGGUACUGUUGUUGCCCAGGAAACUGUGCAGAUUUAAGCAAAAAUAUUGGAAGCAUACCAGUUAUUGUUGGUGAAAAACCAAGAGAUAUGAUCACUUUAGAAUGUAUUAUAAAAAGUGAUAGCAGUUUACAUUGCCAUUGGAGUUCUGAUGAUGACUGUAUACAAUGGAGCGUAAUGUAUUAUUUAACUUCUGAACAUGGGACUUGUGUUUCUGAUUCAGAUACUUGUGAGCAUCAAGACUGUCGAAGUUCAAAGUGUUAUCUUAGAUCGGAUAACAAAAACAUGUCAUUGUGUCGUCAAUGUGUCAUACAGCCGACAGAAAUAUCACCAAAUGAACAACUGGUUUUGUCAUUUCAUGCCUUGAACCUUUGGGGUGAAAUUAAGUUCAAUAGAUCAAUACAUAUUGAAGAAAAUAUCACAUGUCUAGAUCCAGUCAGGCAGCUGAGUGUUACUACCACUGUCGAUACAUUGCAAGCUUUAUGGACAAUGCCGAUUCUACCAAAGCCUAUCUAUCUCAAUAAUGUCACAUGUUUGGUAGAAGCUUUUUCUAAUACAAGUUCAGAAAAGAAAUCCGUUAUGGUAAAUAUUCGUAAAAAGAACAUGACCUUUAACAUCAGCAAUAUGAUUCCAGCAACACUGUAUAUAGUACAAGUACAGUGUAAACUUUCAAAGUCCGCUUAUUGGAGUCCUGGAGCUCAUUCAGCAGUUGUUUCAACAAAAUCUGACAGACCACUUGUUGGACCAGAGCUGGAAAACAAUUCCUUUAUGUGUAUAAACAAUUCAAUAUUUGUCUAUUUCAAGAAGAUGGAUUUGAGAAAGUCAAGAGGGUUGAUUAUUGGAUAUCAAGUCGUUGCCCCCAGCAAUGUUACAGUCAACUACACAUCAGACUAUCUUACUCUUGAAAUACCAUAUGAAAAUAUGAAAGGCGAUCAAACCGUUAAAAUAUAUGCAAGAAAUAUCAAUGGUACAUCAUUAGAACCAACCUCCCUGCAAAUAAAUACCAUCAAAGAAAGAAUUGAAAACGACAGAGUGACAAUUGUUGUGGAAAAGGAAAAGAACAGUAGCUUUGUGUGGCUCUCAGAUUAUACUGACCCUAUUUCAUCAAACAAUGUGACUACUUUAUACUGGUGUAGGGGAAUAGUUAGCAUUUCUGGAAUUGUGAUUUGUCAGUCCGAUUAUAACUACACUGAACCGGAUCAAAAUGUGCGAUUAGAACUGUUUAAUACAUCAGACAACAACUGGCAAUUUGGUAUGGCCUUAGAAAAUAGACCUGGAAUAAUUUGGGCACGACAGAGUUGUAUUUUUAAUUGUAGAUUUUGUGUGCCGACUAAAGGACCACCAGUCCCAAUCGCACGUAAAGACAAGAAACUACAGAAUACAUUGAACUUGUUUCUGAAGGAUGAUUUCUGUAGCCAGAACCAAUGGCUUCCAGUAUCGUAUCAUAUAACAUACUACCCACAGGAUGAUGUAUCACUAGCGAAGAACAUAACAGUUGCUGCUUCUCCGUAUCUGAGGAAUAUUGUACUUAAUGAUGUGGAGGACAAUACAAUGUAUAACUUUUCUUGGAGAAUAAGAUCUAGGUCAUUUCAAUAUGGGUCAGCAACUAAUUUCACAGUCUACUCAGGGCCCAGUGAAAUAAACGUUUUUCAUAAAAAAAAUGUGUUUCCUGAAAAAGUUCCUGUUAUAGCUGCAGUUUCCGUUGUGCUGGUGAUGAUUUUUAUAACAAUUGCAUGGUGCAUAAGAACACGUUAUGAGGAUUACAAUCCUGAUAUUGAUUUACCGUCAAUUCAGAGGGAACGCUGAUUACAGUGUGAUGGAGCUUCAAAAUAAGAAAAACAAUAUGAAAAGAAAACAAAUUUUUACUAGUGUACCGUUUCCCUGAGAGUUAAAAUAAAAUCUUUGCCUGACAUGAAAACAAGCAAAUACACCGGUUGCCCUAGUUUAGAAAAGAUAAAUUAAAUGCAAAUGUGUAGUCUUAAAGCUCAUAUCAGACAAGAAUACAAUGUGGCAGUCGUUAUAUAUGUAACA
This is a messenger RNA of Mytilus trossulus (common blue mussel), 2458 nucleotides long. RefSeq lists its product as uncharacterized. The transcript is spliced from 15 exons. NCBI's taxonomy places the organism in Eukaryota, Metazoa, Mollusca, Bivalvia, Mytilida, Mytilidae. Gene Ontology annotation, molecular function: protein binding. The record is from RefSeq and is a predicted model, not a curated record. The coding region runs from base 152 to 2233 and encodes 693 amino acids.